GUAAACAUAUGAAUUCAGAACACGACAAUUGCCAAUCCAACAAAAAUAUUCCGUCUCCCAGUCAUUUCCAAACAAGCUCAGAGCUUCCUAGACAAUUUUCCCAUCACACGCCUAUGUACUGCCUAUUAAUUUGCUGCAUAUAAAUACCUUCAUUUUGAAAAUAUUGCGGCAUUAUGGCUGCCUCGCGCGUUCUUUCCCGCCAGUCGGCAGCUCUCAGAAUAUCUCAAAAAGGCCUGCAUCUUGAUGCGCGGCAUAUCUCCACGUCCUGUGUCUCCUCUCAGAGACCUUCCAAUGCCCUGACGUCCCAGGGACUGAGCAGCAAGCCGAAUCAGAACGCGAAGCCUUCUCUUCAAGGCCCCAGAAGGUCCGCGCCUAGCAUCCAGAAUAACGCUGCAACAAGACGAUCAUACCACUCUUACGAACACGCCCAAGCUGCACCAUUCACGCCUGCUGAAGACGCAAUUCUCUCUGCGGCUCUAAAGCAUGUUCCCGAGCGUGGGUUUACCAAUUCAGCGCUUGAACUGGGUGCGCGUGAUGCAGGAUACCUCGACGCCUCGAUCAAUCUCUUCCCGCGGGGCCCGUUCGAUUUGAUUAAUUACCAUCUCACCACAGAGAGACUAAAGCUCAAGAGACGAGUCAAUUGGGAGAAGUUGGAGAAAGAGGCCGGCAAGCCACUGGGCGUGGGUAGGCGAGUGAGGGAGUUGACUUGGGGGAGAUUAUUGGCGAAUAGGGCAAUUAUCGGGCGUUGGCAAGAGGUGAGUUGAACCUUUUCCAAUUCAAAUUUAUGUUAUUACCGGGGAGCGUGGAAGGGGAAGUUGCAAUCAGAACUGGGGGCGAAUGAAGUUGUCAUGAGGAUUCUUAGCUUUGGUUCUUGUCCAUAUCUUGAAGGGAAC
This is a messenger RNA of Xylona heveae TC161, 893 nucleotides long. RefSeq lists its product as hypothetical. The transcript has 2 exons. The record is from RefSeq and is a predicted model, not a curated record. Gene Ontology annotation, molecular function: lipid binding. Gene Ontology annotation, biological process: ubiquinone biosynthetic process. The coding region runs from base 174 to 764 and encodes 196 amino acids. Gene Ontology annotation, cellular component: mitochondrial inner membrane. NCBI's taxonomy places the organism in Eukaryota, Fungi, Ascomycota, Xylonomycetes, Xylonales, Xylonaceae.